Toxorhynchites rutilus septentrionalis is the source of this 1006-nucleotide messenger RNA. Its product is annotated as protein OPI10 homolog. Bases 167 to 766 code for a protein of 199 amino acids. NCBI's taxonomy places the organism in Eukaryota, Metazoa, Arthropoda, Insecta, Diptera, Culicidae. Gene Ontology annotation, biological process: protein import into nucleus. The transcript is spliced from 4 exons. Gene Ontology annotation, molecular function: Hsp70 protein binding; nuclear import signal receptor activity. Gene Ontology annotation, cellular component: nucleus; cytosol. The record is from RefSeq and is a predicted model, not a curated record.
AAAGUGACAGUGGUUUGUUGUUUACAUACGUUUUAGCCGGAUAUUUUAAUCGUGAUCUAUCGUUACAACGAUUGUCCUGUUGGAAUAAAAAUUAUUCCUUGAUUUAAUUGCUUCAGGUUGACUAAUUCAUAACACUGGUCUAAUUAUUAUCUGCUUCUCUUUGAAAAUGCUCAAUGCUCUGGGAGUUAUAGUUUCGGGAAGGCUUGUGCAAACAGAUUUCCAGCAGAUGUCUGAAACCCAAUUUUUAAUAAAUAUUCCGGAAGCCGACAAUGUGAAUCACGUUGUUGUGUUUCUAACUGGAACGAUUCCUUUCCCUGAAGGGAUGGCCGGUGCCGUUUAUUUCAGUUGGCCAGAUCCAAAUGCACCACCGAUGUGGCAACUUCUUGGGUUUAUUUCCAACAGCAAACCAUCGGCUAUCUUCAAAAUAUCUCAGCUCAAAAAAUUAGAUGAAAUGGUUACGAAUGGUCAAUUAAACGUUUUCGGUUCCAAUUUGCCUAUAUCACAUAUAGCACAGAUCGGCGUCUCGAUUGAACCCGAAGCUUCACUCUUGCAACAAACACCAGCAACUACAACAGCGGACACAUAUUAUCAAUUCGGUCAGAAAAUGAUCGAAAACUUCUUCAACUUCGUGAGCAGCUUCUCUCUGACGCAAUCGCAAAUGGUGGUCAAUCCGAACGAAACAUUUGUACCGUUGUCCACAGUGCAGACAUGGUUCAAUAAUUUUAGCCGACGGUUGCAGCAGAAUCCCAACUUCUGGAAAAGCUAAGGUAAUCGACGCUAGUCAGACAGCGAACAUGCUGGCAAUCUAUACAUCGAUCGAUGGGACAGGCAACAGGAAUGUGUAACUAUUGGCAAGGCAGAGUUGAGCAGGAACCGCCGGAUGAUUAAAGAAAGUGAUUGUUCUAUGUUAUAUUUACAUCACAUGUCACGUUUUUUUUCGCAUUUCAUUCAAUAUGACAAAUAUUAGCAUACGUUGGAAUAAAUUAUCGUUUGAAUGUAAAGAUUA